Molecule: messenger RNA, 585 nt
Organism: Ceraceosorus guamensis
Lineage: Eukaryota; Fungi; Basidiomycota; Exobasidiomycetes; Ceraceosorales; Ceraceosoraceae
Exons: 2
Coding region: 1-585 (194 amino acids)
Source: RefSeq, a predicted model, not a curated record
AUGCUGUUGUUCUGGACACUGAGUCUGGCCUUGCAGGGGCCUCCAAUGCUGGAGGCCGCGCGUGUUCUGUGCGCUCCAAACCUCCCAAUAGAUGCAAAUGCCCUUCGUCAUCCGGCAAACAUCAAAGGCCUGGCAAUGAAGCUGCGUGCCGCUGCUUUGAACGCGCAGGGAGAUCGCCUCUUUCAAGCCCAACAAAGCUGGUGCUACGUUGAGAGGGCGGAAGCGACGACUCAAACUGAUGACAUGGCCCCAAGGGCAGAAGAAGCAGACAGCAUCAAGAAUGAGAACGGCAAUCUUAGGCCUCCUCAAGACGUGAGCUUGGACAAAGAGGAGGUAACAUUCCUUCAUCUCAAGCCCGGAAGGGCCUGCGUCAAAAUCGCGUGUGGGGGAUACGACGCAACAGGAGCGACUGCAUUGGGCACCACCUCCACGAGAAGGGUCGCCACCAAAAGCCACCUUCUUGGAUCGCCUUCCAACAAGCGUGCUGUUGCUGUGAGCACUGGGACCUCAACACCUCAAAUGCCCCAAGGACUUGCACUAGGAGAGGGUCCAAAGCAGGACAUGCCUUUUGGUCCUUCUCCAUGA